UAUACAGUUAUAGUCAUUUUACAUAGACUCAUAAUGGGCAUGAAUGUCAUGUAAUGGUCAUGGUACACUGCACAAAGUGGGUGGAGUAACAAACAAAGAGGAUUACUUAUGAAUUCUUCAACUUAACCUCAGAUCAACAUCUUCAUGGUUGAAACUUGGACACAAUUUGAUAUUCCAAUGGGACAAUUUUCCCAAACACACAUCAAAACUAGUUUUGCAAUGGAUAAAGCAGGCUUAAGAGUCAUGUCUUUGUCUGGAAACCUACCAAUUUAAAUGAACUCUUAUCAAUUCUCCAUGCCAGAAGCUUGAUGGCUACCAGAAGCAUCUGGAUGAGGUGCAACUUGCUAAGGGACAUUGGAGACUGUUCUCUUUGUUUCAGGGACAGAUGUGGUUGUUUUUGCUGCGAAGAUGUCUCAGAAAGCAACCAGUCCAGCUCCAUCGCUCAUAGCUCACCUUCAUUCAGAGUCACAUAAACAGAGCAUCCUGAGCAAAUUCGACAGGCUCAGGAAAAGGAACCUGCUGUGUGACAUCACACUUGUUGUAGAGGAUGUGCAGUUCAAGGCACACAAAGCCCUGCUGGCAGCAAGCAGUGAGUACUUCUCCCGCAUGUUCACAUCAGAAGAUCAGAUCCAUCAGUCCACCUCCCGGCUGGAUGGUAUGGCAGCAAAGAUGUUUGCAGCAGUGCUGGAGUUCAUCUACAGUGCCCAGGUGUCUGUGGAGGAGAGCGCCACAGAACAGCUCCUGGCCACGGCUCAUUUUAUGGGGGUCAGUGACCUUGUCAAAGUGCUCACUGACCUAACCCACUCUGCAACAGGGGUCAAAGAUGAUGAUGCUGAAGCAGACAAAGCUGAGGAUGUAGAGCUGUUGAAACGCAAAAGAGGGAGGCCAAAGAAGAAUGUAGGUCUGCCUGUAAUAGACUUGGUGGGGAGAAGAGCACCCUCAGAAACUGAGUCACAAGCUAGAGAUAACGACCCUGGAGCACACCAAAGCCGGCAGAGCAAACGCAAAAUCAGACCACCGGUAAAAUAUAAGGGUUACAAGGUGGGUAGUGACACAGCAGGAGGCAAAGAGCCUGGAAAGAGAGGCAGGAAGAGGAAAUACCCUGACACUGAGGCACGAUGUGAGGACUGUGGAAAAGUCUUUAAAAGCCACCUGUUUUUAAAGAUUCACCAGCGGACUCACACAGGAGAGAAGCCUUUCCAUUGCAUGGUUUGUGGGAAGAGUUUUACCCAGAAGCACACUCUGCUGGCUCACCAGCGCAUGCACACUGGAGAAAAGCCAUUUGUUUGUACUGUCUGCUCUAAAGCGCUUUCCACCAAACACUCCUUACAGGAGCACAUGAACCUCCAUGAAGAAGAGAAAUCGUUUGAUUGUGAUAAAUGUGGAAAGGCCUUCACUCAAAAAAGGCAGCUUAAAAGCCAUUACAGAGUUCAUACAGGCAAAUCAUUACCAGAAUGUGCUCAGUGUCAUCACAAGUUUAUGGAUGCAGCUCAACUGAAAAAGCACCUGAGAACUCACACAGGUGAGAAGCCUUUUACUUGUGAGAUCUGUGGAAAAUGUUUUACAGUCAAGAGCACACUGCAGACUCACAUCAGGAUUCACAGAGGCGAGAAGCCUUAUAACUGCAACAUCUGCAAGAAGUCCUUUUCAGACCCCAGUGCCAGACGACGACAUGUUGCCUCCCACUCGGGGAAGAAACCGUUCACCUGCUCUUUCUGCAGCCUUUCAUUUACACGCCUGGACAAUCUAAAAACACACACCAAAUCCCACAACAAGGAGAGAGCUGCCACAGGAGAGGCCUCAUCAGAUGCCGCAGCAAAAGAUGGCUCGGCAGCCCCGCAGGAGGAGGUGCGGAACAUCCUUCACCUGCAGCAGUACCAGAUGCCCCCCAGCUCUGAACAGGAGAUCCAGCUGGUGGUGACAGAGGAUGUUGACCACAUUAACUUUGUCCCAGGUCACGACCAUGAGAUCAGGCUCAUCAGCACAGAGGAAGAGACGGCACAGUCAGACCCCUCUAAAAUCACUCUCCUCAGCCGGCCGCCAGGGAACAUGCAGAACGUGGCACUGGUCACUCAGGGUGAUGUGGCGGGCCAGACCUCUCACAUCCACACUAUCAGCAUGCUGCAGGGUCAGAUGAUGCACCAGGCUGAGCAGAUGCAUGUCAUCACUCUGAGUAAAGAGGCAAUGGAGCAGCUACAGGCUCAUCACGGUCCUCCACAGCCCUUUCAGAUAACACGUCCCAUCCAACAGCUGCAGGUGAUGCAUCAGCCGAUCCAGCAGCUGGCUGUUGCUCAGGAGACAACGGAGGGGCAGGUGAGCAGGGAACAAAAUAGCCAGGCUAUUAAUGUUAGCAGUCAGAGCAGCCAACCCAUCUCCAUCAGCCAAACCAGCGAGCAGAUCUCCAGCCAUCAGAUCCAAGGACAGACAUUUCAAAUCCAGUCAGGAACUGUCUCCUACCUGUACACCACUGGACUGCCACAGGAGAGCUGAGUGAUCUGGACAACCAUGAGCAUAAAUCUGAGGGUGCUACAGUGGACAUCAAUUAUUGGCAAAAUGACCAUAGUCAGUGUUAGCAGUCUUAAAGGAGAAAUUUUGUAUUUUCAUUAAAUAAUUUUUUGAUAAAGAAAAU
Archocentrus centrarchus (flier cichlid) is the source of this 2629-nucleotide messenger RNA. RefSeq names its product zinc finger and BTB domain containing 24 (gene zbtb24). The record is from RefSeq and is a predicted model, not a curated record. Gene Ontology annotation, cellular component: nucleus. The coding region runs from base 409 to 2490 and encodes 693 amino acids. Gene Ontology annotation, biological process: regulation of transcription by RNA polymerase II. The transcript has 7 exons. Gene Ontology annotation, molecular function: DNA-binding transcription factor activity, RNA polymerase II-specific; protein binding. NCBI's taxonomy places the organism in Eukaryota, Metazoa, Chordata, Actinopteri, Cichliformes, Cichlidae.